UUCCGGUUACGUCACAACAGUGUGAAGUUCCGGUGAGGAGCAAAAGAUCAGCAGCGCCGUUAGAAACGCGGCCGCUUUUGUUCUUUACGGGAACCAGCUCAUCUCCAGUCCGAAGGAGAGCAGCGACGUGCCGCCGCAGAUAUGCCUGAAACUGAGAGUUACUCCAACCCUUUGGCCCCUGAGGGCCACGAGCUAGACGACCAUCGAGCCGCUGCUCAAUCCAAACUGACCAAUGACGACUUCAGGAAGCUCCUGAUGACCCCGAGGGCGACGCCCUCCUCAGCCCCGCCAUCCAAGUCCAGACACCAUGAAAUGCCAAAGGAUUACAACGAGGAUGAGGAUCCCGCAGCGAGGAGGAGGAAGAAGAAGAGCUACUAUGCUAAGCUACGUCAGCAAGAGAUGGAGCGGGAGCGAGAGCUGGCCGAGAAGUACAGAGACAGAGCAAGAGAGAGACGUGACGGAGUAAACAAAGACUACGAAGAGACCGAGCUGAUUAGUACCACUGCUAACUACAGAGCUGUAGGACCCACCGCUGAGGCAGACAAGUCAGCGGCAGAGAAGCGGCGUCAGCUGAUCCAGGAAUCUAAGUUUUUGGGAGGUGACAUGGAGCACACUCACUUGGUGAAAGGUCUGGACUUCGCUCUGCUGCAGAAGGUGAGAGCUGAAAUCACUAGUAAAGAGAAAGAAGAAGAAGACAUGAUGGAGAAAGUCCAGAAGGAGGCAAAGAAAGACGUGGAGCCGGAGGAGAAGAUCGAGUUCAAGACUCGUCUCGGGAGGAACAUCUACCGCGUGGUGUUCAGGACGGGACAGGUGGAGAGGAACGAGCUCUUCCUCCCCGGCAGGAUGGCUUACGUGGUCGACCUGGACGACGAGUUCACCGACACUGACAUCCCCACCACGCUUAUCCGCAGCAAAGCCGACUGUCCGAGCAUGGAGGCUCAGACGACUCUCACCACCAACGACAUCGUGAUCUCUAAGCUGACUCAGAUCCUGUCCUACCUCAGGCAGGGAACACGACACAAGAAGAUCAAGAAGAAGGACAAAGGUAAACUGGAUGAGAAGAGAGCUCCUGAGGCUGAUCUGAGUAUCUUUGAGGACAUCGGUGAUUACAUUCCGUCUGCCACCUCCUGCUCCAAACCUCCCAAAGACAAAGAGAGACACCGGGAGAGGGAGAGGGAGAGAGAGAGGGAGAGAGAGCGGGAGAGGGAGAGAGAAAGGGAGGAGGACAGCAAGAACAGGAGACACAGUUACUUUGAGAAACCACAAGGAGACGAGCACCAGGUCCUGGAGGUGGAUGAAGGUCCUGGAUCAGUCAGAGAUCAGAUCAAAGUAAUCAAUGAGAAGUUUGCUGGAGCAGCCGGCAGCCAAUGGCCUGGUCAGGAACCUGGAGAGAGGCGAGGCGGCAAAGAACAACUGGGCGAUUUCUUUGGAGGCUCCAACUCGUACGCGGAGUGUUACCCGGCUACCAUGGACGACCUGGCUGUGGACAGUGAUGAGGAGGUGGACUAUAGUAAGAUGGACCAGGGAAAUAAGAAGGGUCCUCUGGGUCGAUGGGACUUUGACACGCAGGAGGAAUAUUCCGAUUACAUGAACAACAAGGAGGCGCUGCCAAAGGCGGCCUUCCAGUAUGGCAUCAAGAUGUCUGAGGGCAGAAAGACUCGGCGCUUCAAAGAGACCAACGAGAAAGCAGAACUGGACCGACAGUGGAAGAAGAUAAGUGCUAUCAUUGAGAAGAGAAAGAAAAUGGAAGCUGAUGGGGUGGACAUUAAAAGGCCCAAAUACUGAGGACGUCCUCGUACUCUGCUGCUCUCCUUCAGGAUUAAUAGUGAUCAGUUAUUUAUCUGUGAUGUGAUUAUUAGUUCUAGUUGAAAACCUUUAAAGAUCAGCUGUGGUUUUAGCGUCAAUAAACUCUUCAAAGUUUAAAAACUCCUUGUCUGUUAAUAACCUGAAAGCUAUAAUAUCAACUUGUGAUGUUAUUGAUUAGUUUGAUAUUUUAUGUUAUUGAAUCAUUAAACUUGUAUGAGAGCGG
This is a messenger RNA of Gasterosteus aculeatus aculeatus (three-spined stickleback), 2029 nucleotides long. RefSeq names its product IK cytokine (gene ik). Lineage: Eukaryota; Metazoa; Chordata; Actinopteri; Perciformes; Gasterosteidae. The record is from RefSeq and is a predicted model, not a curated record.